Molecule: messenger RNA, 1407 nt
Organism: Dichotomopilus funicola
Lineage: Eukaryota; Fungi; Ascomycota; Sordariomycetes; Sordariales; Chaetomiaceae
Product: nucleoside transporter-domain-containing protein
Exons: 2
Coding region: 1-1407 (468 amino acids)
Biological process (GO): nucleoside transmembrane transport
Cellular component (GO): fungal-type vacuole membrane
Molecular function (GO): nucleobase transmembrane transporter activity; nicotinamide riboside transmembrane transporter activity
Source: RefSeq, a predicted model, not a curated record
AUGGAUCGCAUUAGGGCCUUUUUCAGGUCAUCAAAGACGGACGCCGAAGAGUAUGAGCCGCUGGCGGAUGACGACUCGGGGACGCUCGAGGGGUCAGGAUACGAUGAUGGGUCGCCAUUUUCAUGGGUGGAAUAUUUCAUUUUCGCCUUGAUUGGCGUUGCGAUGUUAUGGGCGUGGAACAUGUUUCUUGCCGCUGCUCCCUACUUCCAGACGCGCUUCGUGUCCGAUCCAUGGAUUUACGCCAACUCGCAGUCGGCGGUGCUGACGACAUCGACCGUGGUGAACCUGGCGACGAUGAUCAUUCUAACCAACAUCCAGUCUUCGGCCAACUACGCAUUCCGGAUCAACGUUUCGCUCUACAUCAAUGCAGUCGUGUUCGCCUUGCUGGCCAUCUCGACCACACACUUUUUGGGCGUCGCCCCGUCGGUCUACCUAGUAUUUCUGCUUCUCACGGUGGCCCUGACUGCAUUGGCGUCUGGCCUGAUGCAGAACGGCGCCUUCUCCUUCGCUGCUAGUUUCGGCCGACCGGAGUACACGCAAGCUAUCAUGGCCGGACAAGGGGUCGCCGGUAUUCUCCCGCCCUUGACACAAAUGGUCUCCUUCCUCAUCUUUACCGACACGUCCCCCGGGAUCCCACCUACCAAGCAGCCAUCGAGUAGCGACCCUGCCUCAGAGGGCGGAACCGCCGCCUUUACCUACUUCCUCACUGCCGUGAUCAUCUCGGCCAUAACCCUCGUGGCCUUCAUCCCCCUCGUGCGCCGGCGCAAACGGCUGCACGAGGAGCGUCUCCUGACCCCGCCCGAGGCCGACCUCGCCUCGUCCGUCACCACACUGGGAUCCUCCGCCAGCGCGGCUGAGGCGCGCCGCUACGUGCCCAUCACCACGCUCUUCCGUAAGCUCGGCUGGAUCGCGGCCUCGGUGGCCAUGUGCUUUGUCGCGGCCAUGUUCUUCCCCGUGUACACGGCCAAGAUCCUGUCGGUGCACGACCCGUCGGAAUCGGGCAAGUUGUUUUCACCGGGCGCGUUCAUCCCGCUCGGGUUCUUCUUCUGGAACCUCGGUGAUCUGACGGGCCGGGUGUCGACCAUGGCGCCGGCAUUUGGGUGGUUGAGGCAGCGACCCAAGGCGUUGUUUGCCCUGGGUAUGGUCAGGUGGGCGUUCUUGCCCCUGUAUAUGCUGUGUAACCUGCACGGGCGUGGCGCGGUGGUGUCGAGUGAUUUGUUCUACCUGCUUCUGGUGCAGUUCCCCUUUGGGUUGACAAAUGGGUGGCUCGGUUCGAGCGCCAUGAUGGCGGCUGGUGAGUGGGUGGCUGAGGACGAGAGGGAGGCUGCGGGCGGUUUCAUGAGCAUGUGCCUCGUGGGGGGUUUGGCGCUCGGUAGCAUGUUAAGCUUCACCGCCGCGGGGGUCUGA